Messenger RNA from Lipotes vexillifer (Yangtze River dolphin), 1322 nucleotides. Its product is annotated as asialoglycoprotein receptor 1. The transcript has 9 exons. NCBI's taxonomy places the organism in Eukaryota, Metazoa, Chordata, Mammalia, Artiodactyla, Lipotidae. The coding region runs from base 216 to 1076 and encodes 286 amino acids. The record is from RefSeq and is a predicted model, not a curated record.
GCAGACGCACAGGGCUCAGGGCCCUCAUAUGGACCCUGCCCCCUCCUCUCCCACCAUCCAGGGCUGUCUGCGCACCCUAAUCCUCCAGGCUUCAGCUCGUUUCUUAGCCUGGGAUCUGUGCAGCAUCGAGGGACCCAGGAGUCGACCUUGAGACCUUCAGCAACCUCAGCCCUAACCCCAGCCCUGACCUGGUCCCAGGUCCAGCCAGCCCUACCAUGACAAAGGAGUAUCAAGAUCUUCAGCAUCUGGACAACGAGGAGAAUGACCAUCAGCACAGAAAAAGGCCGCCUCCUCCCCACUCACUCUUUCGGCGUCUCUGCUCCGGACCCAAACUCAUCCUGAUCUCCAUCGGCCUUAGCCUCCUGCUGCUGGUGGUUGUCUGUGUGAUCGGAUCCCAGAACUCCAAGCUGCAGGAGGAGCUGCGGGCCCUGAGAGAAACGUUCAGCAACCUCACAGUGAGCACGGAGGCCAAGGUCAAGGCCCUGAGCGUCCAGGGAGGAAAUGUGGGCAGAAAGAUGAAGUCCCUGGAGUCCCAACUGGAGAAACAGCAGCAGGACCUGAGUCAAGAUCACUCCAGCUUGCUGCUCCACGUGAAGCAGUUUGUGUCUGACCUGCGAAGCCUGAGCUGUCAGAUGGCCGUGCUCCAGGGCAACGGCUCUGAAAGGACCUGCUGCCCGGUGAACUGGGUGGACUUUGAAGGCAAAUGCUACUGGUUCUCUCGCUCGGGGAAGCCCUGGCCCGAGGCUGAGAAGUACUGCCAGCUGGAGGACGCCCACCUGGUGGUGGUGGGCUCCUGGGAGGAGCAGAAAUUUAUCCAGCACCACAUGGGCCCUGUGAACACCUGGAUGGGCCUCACUGACCAAAACGGGCCCUGGAAAUGGGUGGACGGGACAGACUAUGAGUCGGGCUUCAAGAACUGGAGACCAGAGCAGCCAGACGACUGGUAUGGGCACGGGCUCGGAGGAGGUGAGGACUGUGCCCACUUCACUGACGAUGGCCGCUGGAACGAUGAUGUCUGUCAGAGGCCCUACCGGUGGGUCUGCGAGACACAGCGGGACAGGGACAGCGAAAACUAGCAGCCUCCUCUCCCCCUAAUUUAUUUCCUCAAUGCCUUUACCUGCCAUAGGGCUCCUGGUUUGGGGACCCUCCUAUCUGGGGGCUUCUGGAUUUUCAUCUAAGAUUUAGAGGGAAGGGUAGUGUCUGAGGAAUGUAGACUGAUGUUUGGAGGGGCGAAGAGAUUGAAACCCAUGCCACUUUCUGUGGUUUGCAGGUUAUUACUGUCAACUUUUUUUUUAGAGUAAAAAGAAGAGAAAUAUAUGAAA